Molecule: messenger RNA, 1946 nt
Organism: Histoplasma capsulatum G186AR
Lineage: Eukaryota; Fungi; Ascomycota; Eurotiomycetes; Onygenales; Ajellomycetaceae
Exons: 2
Coding region: 1-1824 (607 amino acids)
Source: RefSeq, a predicted model, not a curated record
AUGUGGAAGAAGAACCUUAGAUCUAGAGGCCCCGUGAUUGGCAAUCCAGUGCUCCUGACGACGACUUUCGACAAUGCGACGCUGGAGAACAUGACGACUGUCACUACUCCUACUAAUAAUAAUCAGAACUACAACAACCACAACCAUCAUGACAACGACCGGCAUAGUCCAUCUAUUAAGCCGACAGAGCCGGAUUUGCGCAGACCCAAUCCCCCUUUCCGACCGCCAGUCGCAUCAUCUAUAUAUUCAAAGCGGGAUUCCUACGCUGCAGGCAACAUGGCGUUAGCCGAUCAUGACGUGCAUCCAUCGAGAAGGAACCCCAGGCCCUAUCAGUCGGAGUUCCGUGACAGCCAAUACACCGAUAUAUCGCCUCCAGAUUCUCCUGUUUUUGCUCCCACCGGCCAUCGUGAAAGCCCCGAUGUAUCUCCCAUUGACAAUAACCCGCCACAGUUCCCACCUCCCAGACCACCUCUCAGGGAACCCCUUAGGGAAGGCCGGCUCCCGAGUGCUGUGCCCGUACCGUCCAAAAAUGUCACUCGCAAACCCAAUGCAGCACCCACGCCAGCACCACCUCAAUCAUAUGCAUCAUCUUCUCCGGCAUCUCCAAAUCAGGAAUCGAAACGGCUCACAAGGUGGGAUGAUUUUUCUGGGGAACCCACUCACGACGAGAAGGGCAAAAUAGCUCAAGCCACUCCCGGAAGCGUUGUUCCUCCGGAGAACCCGCCGACCAAACAGUCAUCUAAGCAGGGGUUUAAUUUCAUAGCCAAAGGGAAAGAGUUGAAUCAGGCAAGAAGAAAAUUUAUGGAUGGCCGGCGCCAUACUGAUAAGAACGAUAAAGAUGAUCCGGCCCUUUCACCCAGCUCCCAAGAGCCAUGGAAAGGUGCAAGUGGGCGAGCAGCCAUUGUUAAACCCAUAGAAACGAAGGAAACUCCUCGACCGCGACCGCCGCAGACUAUUCAAACCCAACCCCGAAAAGUCAGUGCCCCAGGAAUAGAACGCAAAUCACUCCCUCGCAAUAAUGCCGCUAGCGGACUUCCACCCCUUACGAUAUCUAAAUCGAAAGCCGUAGGCAGUGCACCUGAUGAUCCAACCAUCAAACCUAUUGUGCCAUUAAAAGCAGGUAAUAACACACCGACAUCCGCCAAAAGCCCUUCGACUCCUACUUCACGGUCGAUAAGCAACGGGACUCCAGCGCGAUCCGAAACUCCCCGGCCGACGGAGCAUGGACCUCCCGACCCGGAUCUUACUACCGGGCUCCAAAACGUAAAUUUAGAAGAACAGCCAUCGAGCCGUUUCAGCACGACUACAUAUGCAACGACCGAAGCUCCAAGCAGCCCUCCUGGAACACCACGUGCUCGAAUGGCCGAGAAAGAUGCCCCUCCCCUCCCUGCAAUUCAUGCAGAAAGGACAGAAACUAUAUCAUCGCGGACCUUUGUCAGAGCCACUAAGCGCAAACCAACACCAUCAGAAAUUACAUCGUCAUCUGCAAAGACAUUACCCCGCAGCCCUCCUGAGCUGGAAGCCGAAAACCGCAUCGAGGCGAUGGAAGCUCGGCUCAAAGAUCUCGCCCAGCGCAGAGGUAAUAUCGAUACGAUCCUCCAUGAGUUGACGCAGGUAAUACAGCCCAGUUCCAUCGCCUAUGAUCUCGCGACGAGGAGCGAGGUCAAGAAGUCGGUCAACAGCUUGAACAACGAACUUAUGGAGAUUAGGAAGGAGGAACAUGAUGUGGGAAUGAAGUUGAUGAGGGCGAGGAAGAAGCAGGAUCAGGGAGAUUACUAUCAAGGGUCCAGCAUUUGGGUUAAGAGGGUUACUGAGGAUUACUGAGGAAAUUUUUUUAUUAUCUGGCAGUUCUUUCUUUCUCACCAUAUUUUCAUUACUACAUUUGUCCCUGCUUCAAUCUCCGUUUAAGCAGCCCUAGUUCCCUCUCAACCCCUGCCACAUUUUUG